Messenger RNA from Lactuca virosa, 612 nucleotides. NCBI's taxonomy places the organism in Eukaryota, Viridiplantae, Streptophyta, Magnoliopsida, Asterales, Asteraceae. The record is from the annotation of a GenBank genome assembly.
AUGGGUGGACUGAGGUCCGUCGUAAGAGAAACUCAAGAGAUAACUCUAAGGAGGUCAUUAGCUUUUACGUCACAAACUUUCAGGCAGACAGUAGCAAUGGUAAGGAAAACCUUCCAGACCUUUGGGAAGUUGGUGGUUGUUUACAUCUUUGGGAGGAAGGACAAAGGAGGUUCGUUUUUUGCAUUCAUCAGAUAUGAAGGAGUCAAAGAUAUCGAUUCACUUGUGUUAACACUUAAUCAAGUUAGAUGUGGGCAUUGUAUAGCAAAGGUCAACAUUGCAAAGUAUGUGAAGAAGCCGCCCAGACUUAUUCCUCCUCCAAGAUCCAAUCGAACUAGUCAACCGGUGAUCCCAAGCACAAAAUGGAACAAUAUUUGCAACGGAAAAUCUUUCGUUGAAGUUGUCUCCGGGAACCACAGGAAAUAUGAUACUACUCCUCACUCCCCUUCUGUGGAGAUCCUAAUGGUCCUUCUGAAGAGAGCUCCAAUGUUAGACUCAUGUAACAGUCGAUGCCUGAUCGGGGAAGUUAAGGAUUUGAAGCUAUUAAACAAUAUGCACACUCUUCUAAAUGUUGAUGAGAGUAUUGCAACACGCGUGCUAUACGCUGGGGGUUAG